Molecule: messenger RNA, 1979 nt
Organism: Heteronotia binoei (common prickly gecko)
Lineage: Eukaryota; Metazoa; Chordata; Lepidosauria; Squamata; Gekkonidae
Gene: HS6ST2
Product: heparan sulfate 6-O-sulfotransferase 2
Exons: 2
Coding region: 65-1297 (410 amino acids)
Cellular component (GO): membrane
Molecular function (GO): heparan sulfate 6-sulfotransferase activity
Source: RefSeq, a predicted model, not a curated record
GGGAGUCGAGGGCGGCGGGCGGGCGGUGAGUGGCGAGCGGCGGGGGCCGGCAUGCGCCCGCGCCAUGGAGGAGCGCUGGCACAAGGUGCUGGUGGCGCUGGUGAUGCUGCUGCUCUUCGGCGGGCUGGUGCUGCAGUACGUGUGCCCGGGCAGCGAGUGCCAGCUGCGGCAGCGCCUGCAGGCGGCCAGGGCGCUGGGCGGUGUCUCGUCGUCGGCGCGCCGCCAGGCCGACCCGUACCGGGUGGAGGACGAGAGCCCGCCGCGCUUCGUGCCGCGCCUCAACUUCUCGGCCGAGGACUUGCUGCGCCGCGUGGACUUCAACAUCAAGGGCGACGACCUGAUCGUCUUCCUGCACAUCCAGAAGACCGGCGGCACCACCUUCGGGCGCCAUCUGGUGCGCAACAUCCAGCUGGAGCAGCCGUGCGAGUGUAAAGCCGGCCAAAAGAAGUGCACCUGCCACCGGCCGGGGAAGCAGGAGACCUGGCUCUUCUCGCGCUUCUCCACCGGCUGGAGCUGCGGAUUGCACGCCGACUGGACCGAGCUCACCAACUGCGUGCCGGCCGUGGUGGACAGCAAGAAGGACGCAAAACUGCGCCCUACCAGGAAUUUCUACUACAUUACAAUCCUGCGGGACCCUGUGUCCCGGUACUUGAGUGAAUGGCGGCACGUCCAAAGAGGAGCGACUUGGAAGGCUUCCUUGCAUGUGUGCGAUGGGAGAUCACCCACUUCUGAAGAGCUGCCCAGCUGUUACUCGGGAGAUGACUGGUCAGGCUGUUCUCUGCAGGAGUUCAUGGAUUGUUCCUACAAUCUAGCCAACAAUCGCCAGGUUCGCAUGCUGGCUGACCUCAGCCUGGUGGGAUGUUACAAUUUGUCUGUCAUGCCAGAAGAGCAGCGAAACAAGGUUCUCUUAGACAGUGCCAAGGAGAACCUGAAACGCAUGGCCUUCUUUGGCCUGACAGAAUUUCAAAGGAAGACUCAGUAUCUCUUUGAGAAAACAUUUAACAUGAACUUCAUCUCGCCAUUCACACAGUAUAAUAGCACAAGGGCCUCCAGCGUAGACAUUGAUGAAGAGACUCAGAAGCGCAUUGAGGCCCUCAAUUUUUUAGACAUGGAGCUAUAUGAUUAUGCAAAAGAUCUCUUUCUGCAAAGGUAUCAGUACAUGAGACAGAAGGAGCACCAGGAAGCCAGGAGGAAGCGUCAGGAGCAAAGGAAAAAGGCCAAACAGGUUCACAACAAGGAACAGACCACCACAAAUUCAACUACUGAUUACAUAGGGAAUGUGGAGCAGUGGCGGUAAUAGAGGCUGCAUUGUUUUUCAGAGUACUGAUUUGGAAGCCAGAACAGAAUUGCAAAUUGCAGAAGAGAUAAACUCUGCUGCUUUAGCUGCUGAAGAAUGCAAAUGGUUCUCCUGUGGCCUUUGCCGAAUGCUUUUGCAGUCAAUGUUGUACCGUAUGUGGGUUAACCUUUAAUCUCGGUGUGUCUCAGAUCUGUCCCUUUCAAAAAAAUAAUAAUAUUGGUCUAUCGUUAAGUGGAGCAAAUAAAACCCAAUAUCGCUAUCAGAAACGUUCUUUGGGCUUACAGAAACAAAAAUGUAUCAAGGCCUAGGACACUGAGGAAAUAGCUCUUCAGAUGUCUGUGGCGGGUUGUCUUCAGUGGCCCUCCAGGGAAAUCCCCAACAUAUUUUUAGAGAUGAGAUAUGAAGAAUAGUAACAAACAGCCAGAACUUCCUGUACUAAAUUGAAAGCUGUCUCAUUGAGUGCACAUGUUUUUCUACAGUGAAGCCCUAUAUCCCUUGUACUUUACACCAUCCGUUUGAGUGAAGGCCAGUUCAGUUUAAUACCGGAAAUGCUGAUAAGGGCUACAAUGAGCUGGUACUGACUUGACGCAGCCCACAGAGGCUGUUGAGGGUAUGGUCAUAGUGAGUCCUGUUUAACAUUGUCCAUUUGGGGCCACAAGCUCCAUCCCUGCAUCAUACUACA